UAGCAUUUUGGACCCAUAAAUUGAGAGAUUUACUUGGAAGAAGAUAUAAAAACAUAGAGAAGACAAACGAACAAACUGCAGAUACCAUUGUAACAGAACAAAACGCAAUGGAACAAAAUCCUCAAUUGCCAAUCAUUGUAAAAUGA
This is a messenger RNA of Entrophospora candida, 146 nucleotides long. The record is from the annotation of a GenBank genome assembly. Lineage: Eukaryota; Fungi; Glomeromycota; Glomeromycetes; Entrophosporales; Entrophosporaceae.